AUGUCCGUCCGAGAAGACUUGAGCGGCAUCGAGCCUGAAGGUCCACCCGCCGCUGACUUGGCCGGUAGCCGGGUUUGGCGAGCUUGUCUUGCUUGCCGGCGUAAAAAGAUCAAAUGCGAUGGAAAACAACCCUGUCACAACUGUAGCUCUCGUGAUCAGUCGUGCGAGUUCCCCGGAACAAAAGACAACGCUUCUGCCAGUCGUUACUACGUGACGUCUUUUGAAGCACGAUGCCAACAGAUGGAUACACUCUGUCAACGUCUAGAAGUGCUCACUGGGCAGCUAUCACAGUCUAUCGACGUCCUCAACAAACAGCCACAUGCGCCAGCGAGCCAGAAUCAGCCUUCUGGUCGUGUCUCCCCAGCUGAGAUCAUCAAUUCUUUCCCAAGACUUGAAGCGUUGUUAUCUCAAGCAACUGCAUCUCCUCGACAAGAGUCAAUAACGAAUGCAAACCCGAAUGCGUACGCAGGCGUUGCUGAAUUGGAUGUCAACACAGGCGCAAUAGACGAUGAAACCGAAUUAUUUUCACCCGAUAACAGCGAGGAUUACAAUGAUGAUUCUACUUCUGUAGAAAGUACCUUCAGGUUGACAAAGCCAGCCGCCGAGGAACUCAGCCAAGCAGGUGCCUUGGUACGAGAUUCUUAUGGCCGCCUACGGUAUGUCACUUAA
Messenger RNA from Colletotrichum tamarilloi, 669 nucleotides. RefSeq lists its product as uncharacterized. The record is from RefSeq and is a predicted model, not a curated record. The coding region runs from base 1 to 669 and encodes 222 amino acids. Lineage: Eukaryota; Fungi; Ascomycota; Sordariomycetes; Glomerellales; Glomerellaceae. The transcript is spliced from 3 exons. Gene Ontology annotation, biological process: regulation of DNA-templated transcription. Gene Ontology annotation, molecular function: zinc ion binding; DNA-binding transcription factor activity, RNA polymerase II-specific.